Molecule: messenger RNA, 1157 nt
Organism: Papaver somniferum (opium poppy)
Lineage: Eukaryota; Viridiplantae; Streptophyta; Magnoliopsida; Ranunculales; Papaveraceae
Exons: 2
Coding region: 188-1087 (299 amino acids)
Source: RefSeq, a predicted model, not a curated record
UUUUGGAUGUGAGAGUGGUAGAUGUGAGGCGGACCCUCGUUACCCUACCAUCAUUUUCUCUUCUACUACCAGUUAUAUAAGAGUUCCUCGAUUCCAUAGAAACUAUUAUUAUUCACUAAAUUUUCUUGUUAGAUUUUGUUUCUCUUUUUCAUUCUAACAGCAUACUAGUAGUGUGAGAAGAGAGAAAAUGGAAGCAGCAGUGACUUCUGUUUGGAGUUAUCAAGAGAACUGUGAGCAGUUGAAGGAAUUACUUUUCUACACGACAUACCAACUGGAAACGGAGAGAGCAGAAGCAAAAGAAGAGACGAAAAGAAAUGAAGCGAAUGUAAAUAAGUUGGUUCAUCUCUUGAAUCAAGCAUGUAGAGAAAGAGAUGAAGCAAAAAAUCAGCUUCAAAGACUAUUGAACAAGUUUUCACCCUCUAGUCCAACUGAAAACUACCCCGCUGUUAUGGCUACUCUUAAACCCAAAAUUCUCCUUGUCAAUCCCACUAAAGGAAAUUCUAGUAUCACAGAAACUGAUAGUGUUUCAGAAACCUAUAAUCAUCAUUCAUAUGGUUCACCACCUGUUGAUUCAAUCUUUGAUACCGUUUCUUCACCGGAACUAUCUAAUAUUAAUGUGGUCGACUCCAGUAUCGUUCAAGCACCACAACAUGUACCGCACCAGCCACUACACGUACCGCAUCAGCCUUUUGAUCAAGCAUCACUUGCAAUUGACAAUCUUGUUAAGGGGAAACUUCUUCCUCAGAAAGGAAAAUUGCUGCAGUCUGUAAUGGAAGCUGGGCCAUUGCUGCAAACACUACUUUUAGCGGGACCUUUACCCCGAUGGAGAAAUCCUCCACCUCAUCAGACCCUACAACUACCUUCUUUAUCGGUGGUCAACGGUUCGGAAGCUGUUCAUAAUUCUUCUUCAAGUCAUUCUUAUUCCAAUGUAUCUCAUGGCUCUGCACAGAUAUACUCCACAUCUAUGCUCAACUUUUCAAGCGGUCAUGGUACAUGCAUAAGCAAGGCUCAAGUGUUAUCUGCUGGUCUCAAUAGGAAUUUCAUUAACAAUUCUAUCCCUACUGCCAAGCGUCAAAGGCUGCAUUGACAUUAUCAUGGAUUUGUAUAAAAUUGGUGUAAAUUGGAACUAAAGAUUUUUGUUAUUGAAACUGAGUUAA